GUAACUGUUUCCUGUUAAAUGUCAGUUUGUGAAUAAUGUUAUGUGUGUCAAAGUUUUGUUGUUAUUACAUAUAAUUUCGAUAAUUACUGUGUGUUACAUAAAUUAACUCUUUUAUCAAUGGGAUUGUAAUCCCUUUUUGUACCAGAACUGAAAUAAUAGUGUUUUGUGAAGCGUGAAUUCUCGUAAAGGCAUAUUGAACGGAGAGGCCACCCUGUCAUGAUGCCGACCCAACUGAUGACCCAGGAUAACCAUCAGAACGAUGUACGAGUGAAGACGGUGUACAACGGUGACGUGAUGAUCACGUACAUCAACCACAAUAUCAACUUUGAGGAGUUCACGCAGGAGAUGGUGGCGAUAUGUCGGUUUUUGCCUGAUCAGGUAUUUACAAUGAAGUGGGUGGACGAGGAAGGCGAUCCGUGCACGAUCUCCACUCAGCUGGAGCUGGACGAAGCGCUGCGGCUCUACGAGAUCAACAGGGACUCCGAGCUCACUGUUCACGUUUUCCCGAAUGUGCCGGCCGCGCCGGGCAUGCCCUGUGCUGGCGAAGACAGAAGCAUAUACAGGAGAGGCGCUCGAAGGUGGCGAAAGCUAUACCGCGUCAAUGGACACAUCUUCCAGGCUAAACGGUUUAAUAGACGCGCAUUCUGUGCCUUCUGCCAGGACCGCAUCUGGGGCCUCGGGCGGCAAGGCUUCAAGUGCAUCCAAUGCAAGCUGCUGGUGCAUAAGAAGUGCCACAAGCUCGUGCAGAAGCCAUGCUCCAAUGAACACGUGGAUCCUAUUGAAGUUAAGGAUGAUGCUAAUGGAGAAAGCACUUUGGGAAGAGCGUCGUCUGUUCGGUCUCGUGCGGAGGUCGAGCCCCCGUUGCCGGAGACGCCGCCUGCGCCCGCGCCGGCGCCGCCGCGGCCCGAUGAUCUUGAGCCGGGCUCCCAGAGACAGUACUCUCUUGAUGACUUCGAACUCAUCAGGGUGAUUGGACGAGGGUCUUAUGCUAAGGUGCUGAUGGUAGAACUGAAGCGCACAAAACGCGUGUACGCCAUGAAGGUGAUCAAGAAGGCUCUGGUAACGGACGACGAAGACAUAGACUGGGUGCAGACAGAGAAGCACGUAUUCGAGACGGCGUCCAACCAUCCCUUCCUCGUGGGGCUGCACUCUUGCUUCCAGACGCCCAGUCGCCUGUUCUUUGUCAUCGAGUUCGUUAGGGGAGGGGAUCUCAUGUUCCACAUGCAACGGCAGCGGCGUCUGCCGGAGGAGCACGCGCGGUUCUACGCGGCCGAGAUCUCGCUCGCGCUGCACUUCCUGCACGAGCGAGGCGUCAUCUACCGCGACCUCAAGCUCGACAACGUGCUGUUAGACCACGAGGGACAUAUUAAACUGACCGAUUAUGGCAUGUGCAAGGAGGGUGUCCGACCAGGCGACACCACCUCGACAUUCUGCGGCACCCCCAACUACAUAGCUCCUGAGAUCCUUCGCGGCGAGGAGUACGGCUUCUCCGUGGACUGGUGGGCGCUGGGGGUGCUGACAUACGAGAUGCUGGCAGGAAGAUCACCCUUCGAUAUUGCGCAGGCGGCUGAUAACCCUGAUCAGAACACUGAGGAUUAUCUCUUCCAGGUGAUCUUAGAGAAAACGAUCCGUAUCCCCCGGUCCCUGUCGGUGAAGGCGGCGUCGGUGCUGAAGGGCUUCCUCAACAAGAACCCGGCGGAGCGGCUCGGCUGCGGCGACAGCGGCUUCCUCGACAUCGUCAGCCAUCCCUUCUUCAAGAGCAUCGAGUGGGAGAUGCUGGAGCAGAAGCAGGUGGUGCCGCCGUUCAAGCCGCGGCUGGAGGGCGAGCGUGACCUGGCCAACUUCCCGCCCGAGUUCACCGACGAGCCCGUGCAUCUCACGCCCGACAACGACACGGUGAUCGCGGACAUCGACCAGUCGGAGUUCGAGGGCUUCGAGUACGUGAACCCGCUGCUGAUGUCGCUGGAGGACUGCGUGUGACGUCACGCCUGUCUGCUGCACCCCUACCAUGAGCCCGAUCAGGCAUACGGCUACGGUGCAGAGUCGUCGUCAUCGGACUACGACAGCGUUUGCUCGGAGCUGCCGCCGCGCAAGCCCACGCUGCUGCAGCACAUGUUCUGUCUGCCGCUCAACUGACGACGCGACAAGCACGACAAGCACGACAAGCACGACACACGCGACAAACACGACAGGUACACACAGCCGCAGUAAUGUACUUGUCGCAUGUAAAAAACUUUGAUAGGUGCAACCAGCAUCAAUAAUUUGACACAUUUUUAACUUAGAUAGUUGACUAUUCUCAACUACAGUAAUGUAUGUAUUUGUCGCAAUUUUUUACUUCAUCAUCAUUAUCUGCCCUAAUCCCCAUUAUAUUUCGGGCAGGUGCAGCUGUGUUUUUCAAAUAAUACUACAAUACAAUUUUUUGGAUAUUGAACACAGUUAAUUCUCAUCUUUGCAAUGUUGUGUUGUACAGUUUUUAACGAAAAGCAGGCCCAAGUUCACCAAUAACAAACGUCAGCUUUCUUUUGAACAACUGUUUACUUGUUGUAUCAAAAAACUGUGUUUAUAUUGUCGAUGUACCUGGGCCUAAAUGACGGAAAUUGGCAACAUGUGCAAACCGUCAAGAAGCUAAUUUCAGUAUAGCACAGUUAUUUGUAAAACAGACCUCAACAUAGUCGGAAAGAGGCUCUAAGGAUCAUGAUUUGUAAAAACUGUAACAUGAAUUUUAACUAAAGUGUGUCUAUAUUAUUGUGGUUGACUGUACCAGCUUAGCGAUAAGUGAAGCCAUUGGUGAUAGGAUCUUGUUUUACUAAUAAUUAACUACUUCUAUAGUGUCGGCCUUCUAAAUUAGGUGACGUUUGUAAAGAUAUGACGCCUCGAAUUUAAGGCUUAUUAAAGUACCGUCAGAAAUUAAGAACAAAAAUUAAAUUUAAAAAUGGCUGUCAUAAAUUUUUGAUAUGGCAACAAAAUAUUGUAAUGUUGCCAUAAUCAAAAAUUUUACAGUAGGUUUUUUAAUUUGAUUUUGUGUGUGUAUUUUUGGCGGUACUUAAUUCUAUUGUUAAGAUUAAAAUUGUAAAUAAAAUAUACUUAUGUAUAAAAUUAAUAAAUAAAAUACCGCAUGAAAAGUUGCAUGCGUUUAGAGAUUCAAGGAUCAAGAUUGCUUGAAGUAUAAUGUUUGAUGGAUGAUCCUUGUGGCAUUACUAAAUUAGAAUAUAACAUUAGUAUAUAAAAUUGUAUUUAUAUAUACUACGACGCACAUAACGUGCCAAUUAUGAAAGCACAAGUAUUUAGGUGUCAAUGGCUUCACAAAUUCUCGCUAAAUUGUCAAAGAAAUGUAUAAAAUAUGUCGGUACUGCUUGUUGGCACAUUAAAAAUGUAAUUACAUAUGUUAAAACAGUGAUUUUAAGUCAUUGUUAUUAAGCUGUAUUGAACCACCGGCGAAAUUAAUAACAUUAUUUUUUAUUUUUUAACACGAACCUGUAGUAAUUUUGAAAAUAAUUCCGUAAAGUUUUACGUACAGAAUUUUAUGAGAAAAAUGAGUAUUGGUAAAGUAUUAUUUAAGUACACACACGAACUAAAUAUUCCGAAAAAAAAAACAAGAUGUAUUAAUUAUGACACAUUAUUUUAUCAUCCUAAGUAUUAUUAUUAACAUUCCACCAUAAAUCACUUAACAAUAUUAAAAAAAAAAAAACCACAUAGAUCUGAAUUUAUUUAUUGCUUAAAGGAAUUGAUGUCGACACAAUGCCACCAUGGAAGGAAUUUGUAAUAUUCUUCUACACAUUAAGUUACUUUAAAAGGCUAAAAGUGCUUGUAAAAUGUAGCCAAUAUUGGUGCUCGGUAAACCGCGGGUGUUUUGAACAACGCUUGAAACUCGGUCGGGAGCAGCGAACACACUUUCCUAUUAAUAAAAACUUAGCUCACUCUAAACCCCCACCUCGAGGGGCAUACGCUUCUGUACAUAAAUUAAAUAAACAAAAAUUCAUCUAUGUAUAAUAACUAUACGAGGAAAUAUAAUAAGACUUAAUAUUUUUGAAAUUAUUGUAUAGUAAGUUCAACUCAGUCUUGCGCGCGGCCUUAUGUGUGGGUAACCCUUGUACAUAUACAGUGACUUUGUGUGCGUGACAAGAGGUACAGUCGGGUACAAAUAAAGUUAUUUAGGGGUUGUAUAAGGCUGUUUAAAGAAAAUCAGUUAUUACGUAAUUUAAUGUUUAUUUAUUUAUAAUGAUUCUGAAUCGCUACUUGAAAAAUAAAUGAUGAAUUUUCAGAUUCGCUACUCUCACCAAGGUCAAUUAUAAAUUUUGACUCCAUGUCAAAAUGUCUAUAGUAUUUGGUUUUUCUUUUGUACAUGUCUACAGGUAUUACCCAACACCCCUUCAUCAGUUUGAAUUAAACGUUCAUUUAUGAGUUUCAUUAUUUCCGUCUUAUUUUGGUCGACAUUAUGCGAAGCAAUAUAAUUUUAAAAAAUUCCCCAUACAUUUUGUUUACAUUAUUAUACUAGAUUAUACGUCUUUUUACAUUCUUAGUCCACACUUUUAUUUAUUGUCCGCGUACCCCGAGCUAGAAAAUAUGUAAGAAGUAUUUAAUUCAUCUUAGAUAUUUCACCUCAUUUAUUUCUUAGAUACUGUCAAUGUCAAUUUGAAAAAACGUAUGAGAAAAUAAUGAAAAACUGUAAAAUGUAAUAAUAAAAAGCUUUGAAUGUUUCAUUUUUUGAAACGCUACCUGACUCCUUAAACAUUUUCUCCGUGAAGAACUAGACAUUUUCGUAAACGACUGUACCCAUAACAAAAAGCGAUAAGAACACGUCAUCCUCGGACGACGUCACUGUCACACGAAUGAAAGUUGUAUAUUUACAAGCCGACGCACACAUAGGGCCGCGCGCAAAUCUGAGUUGAACUAUCUAUAGUAGUCUAUCUAAUUACCUUUCUGAGAGGAAGAUGACGGUUCUACGACUCUGUCGUACACCGUCACGGUUUCUAUCAAAUCAUUGUUUUUUGAGCAAUAAAAUAUAUAGUAGUAUUAUUGUAUUGUAUUGUAAUUAUGCGAGACAGGUGAACUGCUCAAUCAAAGCACGUAAGGAAUUAAAAGUAGUUGAAAAAUUUUGAUGGCCGACCGGUCUCACCGAUACUUAUAGCCCUUAUCAAACAUUAGUGUAUACCCUAGUUAUCUAGGCAUAAGCUAGAUUCGUAGCUAUGAUAUGCGAGGAAUGGCGCGUGACAUGAAAAAAUACAUAAGCUAUCAAGCUUUUGGAACUUAAUUUUGAACCCUCAAUUGUACAGCUGUCGUAUGUUGUUGGUGUUAAAAAAUGUUGAUUUAAAAAGUCAGUCUUUUUGUUGAAUUUAUAAAAACUUGUAAAUAAAACAGAACAUGCUGCGCGCCAUUGUACCGCUAUUAUAAUACAAUUAAUGGCACAGAAAGUGACCCAUCUCUCGACGUAUUAUUUAACCAGAAUUCUUCAAUUGUUCCUUAAGCUGGUAGCUUUCCGUGCCACUAAGUGUAUGAUAUAUUCCAUUCCCUAUUGUAGAUUCUGUUGUCCUUCAUAGCUAAUCACCACUCGUUUAGGUAGCCAACGAAUUUUAUAAUAAAAAAAAACAUAUAAUAUUGAGCACUGAGACAAAUUUAAAAUUGUGUACAUUAUAAACAAAUUAAUAUGAAAAAAAAACUCGUAAAAUACAUCGGUUAUUAUAUAAUAUAACAAAUUAUUGUUAAUGUAGAAGAAAAGACUUAUUAUAUAAAGAUUAUCGAUCGUAAUGUGUGGUUCGCGUGGCAGAGAGCUCAAGUCCACAAACUAUUCUAAAUAGUGCGUAGUAAGUACCUAUCUAUUAGACAUUUUGCACCGAUAUUAUAUUAUACAUAGUUGUGACGCGGUGUCGCGCUACAUGUGUUGUCGCCCAUAUUCCUGUACUACGUGUGCGUUGCAAGUCAGAUGAUGUCCGUGCUGUUGCGUUGUUGUCGCGGCGCCUCGCCGGCUGCCUGCAUAGGUUUCUUUGUAUAAUUUAUAUCGUUAAGUAUUUAAUUAUUGGUAAGCGACAGUAUUGUGGUACUAUUAACGCUUUAGGUGUAAUUAGUUAACAUUCCAUGUAUCUGGGGCUACCCUGGCAUCACAGCGAAUACGUUUGCAUUGUUACAAUAUGUUCUCAUGUUUUGUCAUUUUAAAUAAUAUUAUCGAUUAUAACGACACGUUGUAUUGUCAAACGUUAAGUUUGAAUUCUAUUAUGAUAAAUGUUUUAUUACCAAAAAUUUUGUAAUGUGUAUAAAAUCUUACUAACUGCAUGACAAGUGACAUUUUAACAAUUAUAAUUAGUUAUAAGAGGAAUUGUUAAACAGUUACAUUUCGCAACUUAGAACAAAACUAUGUAUCUUAGUUUUAAUUAUUUUUAGUUGAUCGCAUGUAAUAUUCCCCGUUUGCGGUAAGGAAUCAUAAAACAUAGGUUUUUACAUAAAGUAUGUUGAUUUAUUGUAUUUAAUUUCGGCCGUAUUUACUUGUAUUGUGAAACACCAAUAAAUGUAUGUUACUUAAAGAUUUCAUUGUGAAGUACUUGGUGCGUGAUUGAGACAUACUGUCAAAUUAGACUGGAGAAAUUGGGAUACUGUAACUAUUCUAUGCUUAACUGAAAAUAAAGAAGAUUAAUCAGAA
Helicoverpa zea (corn earworm) is the source of this 6631-nucleotide messenger RNA. It is a transcript of the gene aPKC, whose product is annotated as atypical protein kinase C. Bases 217 to 1980 code for a protein of 587 amino acids. The record is from RefSeq and is a predicted model, not a curated record. The transcript is spliced from 14 exons. Lineage: Eukaryota; Metazoa; Arthropoda; Insecta; Lepidoptera; Noctuidae. Gene Ontology annotation, biological process: establishment or maintenance of cell polarity; protein phosphorylation. Gene Ontology annotation, molecular function: protein binding; protein serine/threonine kinase activity; ATP binding.